Molecule: messenger RNA, 4881 nt
Organism: Dromiciops gliroides (monito del monte)
Lineage: Eukaryota; Metazoa; Chordata; Mammalia; Microbiotheria; Microbiotheriidae
Gene: AEBP2
Product: AE binding protein 2
Exons: 9
Coding region: 117-1706 (529 amino acids)
Biological process (GO): regulation of transcription by RNA polymerase II
Cellular component (GO): ESC/E(Z) complex
Source: RefSeq, a predicted model, not a curated record
UGACGCCGCUGGCAGUCCCUCCUCCUGCUCUGCGGCGGCGGCGUCUGGGGGCGGCGUCAGCGUCGGCCCAGGCUUGGGCGAUUGGAAGGGAGGGCAAGAGGGAGGGAGGAGGCGCCAUGGCCGCCGCUAUCACCGACAUGGCCGACCUGGAGGAGCUCUCCCGCCUCAGUCCUCUGCCCCCCGGCAGUCCCGAUCUCACGACGCGGAGCCGGGCCGGGCCCUCUGGAGGAGAGGAGGAAGAAGAGGAAGAUGAGGAAGAAGAGGAGACGGAGGCGCAGGCGGUGGCAGAGCUGCUGCUGAACGGCGACGGCGGGGGUGGGGGCGGCGGCGGCGGCGGCGGCGGCGGUGGUGGUGGUGGGGGCGAGGCGGAGACGAUGUCUGAGCCGAGCCCAGAGAGCGCCAGCCAGGCCGGGGAAGACGAGGACGAGGAGGAAGAGGAGGAGGAGGACGAGAGCAGCAGUAGCAGCGGGGGAGGCGAGGAAGAGAGCAGCGCCGAGAGCCUGGUGGGCAGCGGCAGCAGCAGCGACGAGACCCGCUCCCUCAGCCCCGGUGCUGCCAGCAGCAGCAGCGGCGAUGGAGACGGCAAGGAGGGCCUGGAAGAGCCCAAGGGACCGCGGGGCGGCCAGGGCAGCUGCGGCGGCGGAGGCGGCGGCGGCGGCGGGGGCGGCGGCGGCAGCAGCAGCAGCAGCGUUGUCUCCAGCGCCGGGGACGAGGGCUACGGCACCGGGGGAGGCGGAAGCAGCGCUACCUCGGCGGGUAGGAGAGGCAGCCUGGAGGUGUCCUCAGACGGGGAGCCCCUGAGCCGCAUGGACUCGGAGGACAGCAUAAGCAGUACUAUAAUGGAUGUAGACAGCACAAUUUCCAGUGGGCGUUCAACUCCUGCAAUGAUGAAUGGACAAGGAAGCACUACUUCUUCAAGCAAAAACAUUGCCUAUAACUGUUGUUGGGACCAGUGUCAGACUUGCUUCAACUCUAGUCCAGAUCUGGCAGAUCACAUUCGUUCCAUACAUGUAGAUGGUCAGCGAGGAGGGGUAUUUGUUUGCCUAUGGAAAGGUUGUAAAGUAUAUAACACUCCUUCAACCAGUCAAAGUUGGUUACAAAGACAUAUGCUGACACACAGUGGAGACAAACCUUUCAAGUGUGUUGUUGGUGGUUGCAAUGCCAGCUUUGCAUCUCAGGGAGGGUUAGCGCGUCAUGUACCCACACACUUUAGUCAGCAGAAUUCUUCAAAAGUUGCCAGCCAGCCAAAGGCCAAAGAGGAAUCUCCUUCUAAAGCUGGAAUGAACAAGAGGAGGAAGUUAAAAAAUAAAAGACGACGCUCAUUACCACGACCCCACGACUUUUUUGAUGCACAGACACUGGAUGCAAUACGACAUCGAGCCAUAUGCUUUAACCUCUCAGCCCAUAUAGAAAGUUUAGGAAAGGGACACAGUGUUGUUUUUCAUAGUACUGUAAUAGCCAAGAGAAAAGAAGAUUCUGGAAAGAUAAAACUGCUGCUUCAUUGGAUGCCAGAAGAUAUUUUGCCUGAUGUGUGGGUUAAUGAAAGUGAACGACAUCAAUUAAAAACUAAAGUAGUUCAUUUAUCAAAACUGCCCAAAGACACUGCCUUGCUUUUGGAUCCAAACAUAUACAGAACAAUGCCACAGAAGAGGUUGAAGAGAACUCUGAUAAGAAAAGUAUUCAAUUUGUAUUUAAGCAAACAGUGAACGUCAUUUGCAAGCAACCAAAAAUUUCAUCUAUCGAAUUAGGGCUGAAAAUUAACUGUUAAGAGUGUUGCAGUAUGUCUGGUGACUCCCUUUUCAGGCUUAGGGCUUUCUCAUGGAGUACAGUAUGUUAAUAUUUACUUAUAAUGAAUCUGUUAAUGGUUUUUGAAAAACCUCUUUCAAAUUUUUUGAAUACUCUUGGUGUUUUCAUUUUAAGACCAAUUUUUUCAUGAGAAAAGCAAUUGAUUUUUCUUUUGAUGCAAGAAAUUUUUUCUUUUUUACUUAUUUGGAAAUUGAAUUCUUUAUGCACCAAAGUUGGUUUGGGAAAAGAAAAUAAAAUCACUUUCUUGCUUAUUAAGCAAGAAGCCAUAUGGAUUUUUUUUAAACUUAAAGAAAUAGAAAAUUGUGUAACUUGUUAGUCUUGUAUGGAGACAAAAAUGUUGCAUAGAGAUAAUAGAACGUUGCUUGUAAAUAAUUCAGCAGAUUUGUAAUAUAUUUUUAUAUUAUGAAAUGUACUGUAGAUGUUUUUCUAGAGGCAUGAAAGUUAAAAUGUAUAUAUUAUGGUAGAAAUAAUAUUGAAGGAUAUUGUAAUUCACUAGUGCUGCCAGAAUUGUUAAUAAAGCACCUUCCUUAACAAUAAAUGUCUUUUGGAGACUUAAGGGACUAUGUACUACUGUUAAUAUCUGUUGUAAGAAUGAAAUACAUUGAACAUCCUUCCAGAAGUCUUUGAGGGAUGCAUGGUAACCAUAAUAGAAUUAUGGCACUCAUUCCGACAGUGACAGUGAAAUCAAUUAUUUCCUUACUGUUGGAAGGACCUAUUGUAAAGUAUGUGGUAAUAUGCAGUCAAACUGCAUAAAAUCCUCCUAAUUGAGGAGUUUUCACUUUACUAUAGUAAAUAUAAACCAGCAGUUUUUACACUAAAUUUUUUAAUGAAGAGACAAAUUUAGAAUUAACCCUUUGGUUCCAAGAUGAGAAUUUUCAUGAUACAUGGUGCAUUUUGCAUUUACUUAAUUUUUUUAAAAAAAUUAAAAAAAAAAUAAACAUGAGAGGCCUUCUUGGUUCCAGUGGGUUAAAAAGCUCUAGAAAUAAUGAGUCAUGAAAUCAAAUGAAGUGCAAUUACAGCACUACUAAUGUAAGACAUUCUGGAAAGGUUGUUUAAUAAGAAUAUUAUACAUAAGCUCUGUAGCAAUGUGACAUUCUUUUUUCUUUUUGAUUUUUCUUUUGGUUUCUCUUCUUUUGCUGGAGCACUUCAUCUACUGCUUUAUUCUGUACCUAUAAAGUAAUCUACAGUCUCCAUUGUUAUCUUAAAUUUGUUAUGAAAUUGCCAAUAAUCGGAUAUAUAAUUUGUAUCUGUAUUUUUAUUUUAUUGCUUCAUGUCCUUGUAAGUCAUUCAUAAUUGACAGAUGAUUGUAGCCCUUGCCUAAGUAUUUUUUCUAAUAAAACAAAGCAAAUCACAUCUAGUUUGAAAGUUGUUACCUUUCAAUGAAUUUUAAAAAUGGUAAUUGAUUUAAAGUACAUAUCCUUUUUGAUCCAUCUCACUUAGUGAGUGAGAAGUUUCUCAUUUUGACUCAUUUGAAUCCUGUGUACCUCUCCUUUAAUUUUACCUUACUUCAAUACCCACUGUUGUCAUUAGCUAGAUCUUACUUCACAUUACCUAUUAACUAUACUUGAAAAGAGAAUGUUGGAAGUAAAGCAGGUAAAGGCAAUUAGUAGCAAAAGAAAGUGUUAUUGCCUUUAAAAAUUUUUAUUUUAAUUUUUUUGCGGGGUUAUGAGGGUUAAGUGACUUGCCCAGAGUCACACAACUAGUAAGUAUCAAGUGUCUAAGGCUGGAUUUGAACUCAGGUCAUCCUGAAUCCAGGGCUGGUGCUUUAUCCACUGUGCCACCUAGCUGCUUCUCAUUCCUUCUUAAUACAGGGUGAAGAGAAUAAAUUAAAGGGCUUCUGACAGUUUGUGCAGUACUUUUUAUGACCCAAAGUACCUUUUAUGACUCCAUGAAACAAUGCUAUCUUUUAACAUUAACAUAAUUUUGCAUUGUGAUAGCUUUAAGUCACUAGUCUCUGAAUGUGGAUGAUCAUUUAAAAGGUGACUUGUAUGGUAUAUAACAGUAGUGAACAAUAUGUCAACAGAUCUAGCAUGAAGGUUGUCAUGUCUGUGUCAUGUGUGACUAGACAAAAAAUAUAGCCCAGUCACAGUUGUAAGGAAAGGGGUUGGGUAACUAACUGAAGGAUAUCAUUGUUAGCCUGUAUUAGUAGAUCUACAGGAACAAUUUUUGCAACCCCUUGUGACAGAUACUGACAGGAGUUUUCACAUUGAUUGGUUUUGUUAGUCAAGAUGGAGAAUCUAUAUUGGUAAGAUUCCUUUAGUUAUAGAAUCAAUUGACAAAUAUUUAUUAGGUAUUGGCUAAUGAGCCUUAGUUUUUGUAUACAAAGAAAGAUGUACUAUAGACUAGCAUUUAUAUUGGGCUUUAAAGGUUGCAGAGUGCAUUACAAAUUUCUUACCCUCACACAGCCAUGAAAUGUGUGAACUGUGUGCUUCAUUCCGGCUCUAGUCCCUUCAUAUCUUUGUAAAAGGGUUUUCAGCACUCCUCAUCCCUAGUUCUCUGGUAUCAUGGCUGGUCAAUGAAUUGGUCAGAUUUCUUUAAGCCUUUCAAAGCUGUUAUUGUUAUCAGUUGUUUGCUAGGCUCUACUCCAUUUUGGAUCAUUUCAUUCAGGUCUCAUCUGGUUUUUCUGAAACCAUCCUUAAAAGAUUUGCCAAGUUCAUAUAGGUUCAGCAAUCAAAAUCAAGUCCUCCAUUUCCAAAUCUUGUGAUUUUCCAUUGUAUUCCUAGUUUGCUCAUUUCCUCAUGUUUCUUAUGGUAUACGUUAUGUUUAUGCCAAUAUUCCAAAAAUAUAUGUACUCACUUUGCUUAUUUUUAAAAAAGUUUUAUUGCUAUGUUUUGUUUCUACAUUAAAGACAUUUGUAGAGUGCCACCACUUCUUGAGGUCUCUAGUAAGAAAGUAAAACAACCCAGCAAAACUGACAAUGAUAUCAUUUGAAGUGCACGCUUCCUCUUCCUCUCUUAAAAUUGAGUUUCUAAAAUUUGUUGGUUUUCUAGUUGCAUUGUCAAUUCACUCUUUUCUCUUUUGUUAAUAAAAGUAUUUAAAGAUAAAUUUCCCCAAAGCACUGGAUGUGUCCCCAAA